AUGUUUCACGAUCCAUACAAGAAGAACGCUCACGAUAUUCCAGGUCUCGUGCCUGAGGUGAGCCGAGAAUCUAUAACUGCGUCCAAGUUACCGAAGCUUGUUGAUCCGGUCUUCAAGCCAGGAGCUCUACCCGUCAUUCCAGGAAUCAUUCCUGAGAAGGUGGAGAAGGAGGACAAGGAUGCCUCAAAGCAGGUAAAUGGUACGACAAAGGCAAAGCUCAAGACGAGAAAGGAGGCAGACGCUGUCAAGUUUAGGGCUCCGGGCAUUCCUGUGUCUCAGCAGAUCCACACUGUCUUUUUCAACGGCAUGCCCAAGAUCAGCGACAAGGCUCUUGACGGCAUGUUAGGUCUACUUCCCACGAUAUCAGCAUGGACUCGGCUCAAGGACGUGUGUGGCUACAACACAGACUCGGGUUUCAUUACUUUCAGUAGUGCAAUGGGAGUGGCUGUCGCUCGAAGAUGCCUGGGAGAGCUGACUGUGAUGGAUGGUGAGGAGGAGAAGAAGAUCAAUGUCACCUGUGAGGAGAACACCAUGUCGAAGAUUGAUGAUGUGAAUGACGCUUUGAUUCUGUCUGAGACUGGCAAGUCACCAGCCAACCUGAUUGAUUCGAUGCAGGCGAUUAUUGAUGGAACUGAAGUUGCCGAAGAAGAGGAGGACGAGGAGGAAGAGGAAGAGCUGCCGCUAAGCCAGAUCACCUUUGAUGUGGAUCCAUUCUAUGACGUUAUUGAGCCGGACCGAACCAACCUCAAAAACGAUAUCAAGAAUUUUAGAAACUCUGCCGUCAAUGCUGAGAAGGAUGCGUUUGCAAAGAGAGGCGAGUUUGGCAAGCAGAGAAUUUCCCGACGAACCACGGCGGCAGAGAAGGUGCUGGGUCAUGUCAAGGGUACCAGCACCUCUUCCAGUACGACCACAACUAACCGAGCUACUGAUCUGCGUCUGUCCGAGAAGGAGCGGGAGAUGUACAGAGAGUACUCGCGAGAGUUACACAGCAUUGAGAAUAGAGACAAAAUUUCUGACGAGGACUAUGCUGUUGAAAUCAUGGACAAGAAGGAGGACGAGGUUGAGGAUCUGUUUAUCGAGGCCCAGAAGAGAUGGCUCAGCUACGAGAACGGUCGUCUCCGAGAUCUCGUCAGCCAGUGGAAACAGGUAGAGCCUGAGGAGCUGGAGAACAACAGAAAGACGGCUAUUGCAAGACUUCUGGACUAUGACGACGACAAAGAGCGAUCCAAGGAGAGACACAUCUACUACUAUGAUCAUGCUACUUGGUCCCGCAACCGAGCCGAGUUCCGAGACGGCGAGAUUCGACGAGAGAAAGAGGAGGCUGAAGAGGGGGAGGAAGCCGAGGUGGCAGCGCCCGUUGGUCCCAUCACCAUCUCACUCAAGCCCAAGGAGGAUCCCAAGGAGGCUGUGGACGUGCUUUCCAAGCCUGUGUCGGUUCCCGAUGUUGGACGCCUUACGGAGUAUGUUGGUGAGCAGGUAGAGGAGUUCCUUGGAGCCAAGGAGGAAGAUCUUAUCAAGUUCAUUGUCGACCAUAUUGUUUCUGGACACAGCGCACAGGAGCUCAUCACUGAGCUGGAGGGUCCUCUUGAUGAGGAAGGCGCCAUCCUGGUGAAGAAUGUUUGGGGAUGGCUUCAGUGA
Molecule: messenger RNA, 1638 nt
Organism: Yarrowia lipolytica CLIB122
Lineage: Eukaryota; Fungi; Ascomycota; Dipodascomycetes; Dipodascales
Biological process (GO): mRNA processing
Cellular component (GO): spliceosomal complex
Molecular function (GO): mRNA binding
Source: RefSeq, a predicted model, not a curated record